UGAUGAUGUAGGAUUGAGACGUUGGGAAUCCAGCUCCCUCGUAAAAAGUAAUGAAAUAGGGUUUAAAUGAAGAAGAGAUAACAAAUAUCUACUGGAAACUAUUUAUAAGUAACUCAGGAUUAUCUUUUGAUAUGGCUCCUAAACCGAAACAGAAGAAAGCUACUACUUCAAAGACUGCGCAAAUCGGCGGGGAGAAAGGCCUAACCGUCUCGGCGAAGCCUCGGACUCAAGUUGGAUCUCCUCCCGGUGAAGUGCAUCACACUUCUGAUGAUGCGGGACCGGAAGUUGUAGCAAUGUCGGUGGUCUCUAAGAAGAAACGGCAAGAACAACGCAUGCGCGAAGAAACAAGUAUGCAUGAACAGAUAUUAACAAAACUACAAAUCCCAACUACGGCUGGAAGUGAAUCGGAAGUGGAAUCAGACUCUUUGGGAAAUUCGGAGGAAGAAGAAGAGGAAAAGGAGGAAGAGAUUAAAGGAGACAUAAAAGAUAUCCUGAUAUAUAUUAUGAAUGAAUUAAAAGCUAUAAGAAGGAUGCAGAAUACACUCGAUAAUGUGGUGGAAAAACAAAAGAAGAUGGAUAAUAAAGUUAAAGAGAUGGAAGUAAAAGUGGAAGAAAACACUGAAAGAAUAGAUAAGAUAGAAGACAAUAAACUUGCCUGGACAAUAGAAAGAAAAUGGAUGUUGGAAAAAAUAAAUGCGCUUGAAAACUCUAGUAGACAAAAUAAUAUCAAAAUUGUUGGUCUUAUUGAAGGUACAGAGGGAAAAAAUCCAAUAAAAUUCUUUCAAGAAUGGAUUACGAAAAUUUUGGAAAUGAAAGAAGGAAGCCAAAUAAUUGAAAUUGAAAGAGCACACAGAGCUUUAAGACCAAGACCUCAACAAGAUCAAAAUCCAAGAUAAAUUUUGAUAAAAUGCUUAAGGUACCAAGAUAAAGAAAUGAUCUUGAAGGCAGCUACUCAAGGUGCUAAAAAGAGAAAUGGGCCAUUGAUAAUAGAAGGGAAAAGAGUUUUUUUUUAUCCAGACAUAAGUUACGAUCUUCUGAAGAGGCGGAAGGAAUUUAAUCCAGUGAAAAAAUCUUUAUGGGAAAAGGGCUAUAAAUUUUUAUUGAGCUACCCAGCAAAAUUGAUAAUUUUCCUGGAUAACGAAGAAAGAUUUUUCGUUGACUACCGGAAAGCGGAGAAAUUUGUACAAGAAUUACCCGAUGUCCACGAAGAGAAGUAAAGAAUUAUAGAAAUGAUGAAGACUGAAACAAGAGUUACUUCAAGCAUUUUGUCUUCGUGGUGUAGUUUUUGCCAGGAUAUUGACUCACCAGCAGUUGGACCUUCCAGAUACUGGCCUGGUUAAAAAACCCCCAAAGCGAUGGUGAAGGCAUUAGGAUACACUGUUUCGUGCAUGUUGAUCCCGUUGCUCAGUUCAUCUAAAGCCAGAUUGACAUUGGCCUGAGGUGGAAUGUAUACCCUUACGAAAAUGAUCACGGAAAUCUCCUGUGGUAAGUAAAAUGGUCAGCACUUAACUGCGAGAUACUCCAGCCCUUUGGUCCACAAUGUUGUGCCGAUCAUGUAACCUACACUGGAUGCUGCCUAGAAUUUCCCGACCGUAUAGUCCUCUAUUUUUCUAAGCCCCAUGUACCUAUCUCUCUUAAAAGACCCAAUUGUAUCAGCCUCUACCACCGUCACUGGCAGUGCAUUCCACACACCCAUCACUCUGUGUGUGAAAAACUUAUCUUUGACAUUCCCCCUAUAUCUACUUUCAAGCACCUUAAAACUAUGCCCCUUCACAUUAGCUAUUUCAGCCCUGGGAAAAACCCUCUGGCUAUCCACACGAUCAAUACCUUUCAUCAUCUUAUACACCUCUAUCAGGUCAUCUCUCAUCCUCCAUUGCUCCAGGGAGAAAAAGCCAAGUUCACUCAACCUUUUCUCAUAAGGCAUGCUCUCCAAUUCAGGCAACAUCCUUGUAAAUCUCCUCUGCAUUCUCUUUAUAGUAUCCGCAUCUUUCCUGUAGAGAGGUGAC
This is a messenger RNA of Hypanus sabinus (Atlantic stingray), 2006 nucleotides long. RefSeq lists its product as uncharacterized. Lineage: Eukaryota; Metazoa; Chordata; Chondrichthyes; Myliobatiformes; Dasyatidae. Bases 132 to 896 code for a protein of 254 amino acids. The transcript is spliced from 3 exons. Gene Ontology annotation, biological process: retrotransposition. The record is from RefSeq and is a predicted model, not a curated record. Gene Ontology annotation, molecular function: single-stranded RNA binding. Gene Ontology annotation, cellular component: ribonucleoprotein complex.